AUGAAAUCCGCUAUCGCUCUGGCUCUUAUAGGAGUAACGUAUACUUCGGCGCAAGUCGAAUACAUCAACGGCUCCUUCGUUUGCGCCGUGUCAGAUGCCAAUUACUGUGCUGGCGACUCGUUGUCCACCAACAUCAUCAUUCGCUGUACCGGCACCGAGGGACAGCCCGGCAAUUGCAACGACAAUCUUGCCGGCAUCCCACCCGUUGGUGUCAAAUCAUCUGCAACAUGUUACCAGUCAUCACCUUCCGCCGGAGACGCCGCUUGUUCUUUCGAUGGCAAUGUCUAUCCUGAGGAUGAUGGCUCUGGACCCUUUCCCGUUCCCUCGCGCGGGGACGACCAUAGCUCGGCAGCAGACACCUCGUCCUACGGAGGUAGCAUGACGACUGUGAUCUCUCACUAUACCACUGGAACUGUCACCAACACGUAUACAGUGACAGUACCAUGUCCAACUACUACCACUGCUGCUCCAUCUCCACCAACAGGAAGUCCGACCCCCAACCCUUCGGCAACCACAUGCAGCUCCCCCGACAGUCGCCCCGCCUCCUUCAUCGCCAGUCGAGACGCAUCCAACCCCAGCCCCAGCAGCUAG
Molecule: messenger RNA, 591 nt
Organism: Endocarpon pusillum Z07020
Lineage: Eukaryota; Fungi; Ascomycota; Eurotiomycetes; Verrucariales; Verrucariaceae
Exons: 4
Coding region: 1-591 (196 amino acids)
Source: RefSeq, a predicted model, not a curated record